This is a messenger RNA of Orbilia oligospora ATCC 24927, 1818 nucleotides long. RefSeq lists its product as uncharacterized. The transcript is spliced from 4 exons. The record is from RefSeq and is a predicted model, not a curated record. Gene Ontology annotation, cellular component: endosome. The coding region runs from base 1 to 1818 and encodes 605 amino acids. Lineage: Eukaryota; Fungi; Ascomycota; Orbiliomycetes; Orbiliales; Orbiliaceae. Gene Ontology annotation, biological process: protein retention in Golgi apparatus; retrograde transport, endosome to Golgi. Gene Ontology annotation, molecular function: phosphatidylinositol binding.
AUGAGUGGAGGUUUCGACGGACUCGAUUUAAACUCGCCCUGGGAUGACCAGCCGUCCAGCGGCAUCCAUGCUGAUGCUGCACCAACUUCACAGCCUAAGCUUGACGAUGUAGCAGGGGAAACACAAGCUGCCGCUGCCGCUAUCUCUCCAUCUGCCCCCGCCGCCAUUACAACAUCGAUACCCACCAGGGUCGUCCCUUCGAAGACCAGAGGUCCACCUCGUCGAGGCGGAGGGACUGUCGCUAAACUCGAGGCUGUAGAUGACUCCUUCAAUCCGCUCGGUCCGCUCGGUGGUAGCGAUGAUACCGAAGAACCUAUUACCUCCCCUCUAGGGCUCUCAGCGGAGCUACCCCCUCAACCACCAACCAAGGAGCCUGGCUCCCGAGGUGCUAGGAGUGUUAGCACCGCAUCCGUACCUAGUACAAGGGACCUUAUGGAGAGUGUCAAUUUAGAAGAUGAGGACGAGGAUGAUGGGUUGAUGGGAAGGAAGCCAAGGCAGCCACCACCGGUUCCCGCUACACCCACUAGGGAUACUAGCAGAGUUAUCCCACCUAGUGUACCUAUUGAGCUAGCUGCCAAACCAACUUUUGACAUUCAGGUUGGGGAUCCGCACAAAGUCGGUGAUUUGACAAGUGCACAUAUCGUUUAUCAGGUUUCUACCAAGACUUCAUCUAAAGCUUACAAAGUCCCGGAAUUCACGGUUAGUCGAAGGUAUAGAGACUUCCUUUGGCUCUACAAUGCACUUAUCGUGAGCAAUCCUGGUAUUAUCGUCCCGCCACCACCGGAGAAGCAGCAGCUUGGACGAUUUGACCAAGAUUUUGUUGAAUCGCGUAGAGCUGCGCUGGAACGUAUGCUUAACAAGAUUGCUUUGCACCCGGUAUUACAGCAAGAUGGGGAUCUCAAGAUCUUUUUAGAGUCCGAAUCUUUUACGGUGGAUAUUAAGCAGAAGGAGAGACAGACUGUUAGUGCAGAGACUGGAGGCGGUGGAUUAUUCGGGUUUGGAGUUGGAGGGGCGUUUUCCACGGCUCAGAAGUUUGUGGAGACAGAUGAAUGGUUCUUGGAUCGAAAGGCAUAUCUUGAUGCUCUUGAUCUUCAGCUGAAGAAUUUGAUGAAGUCGAUCGAUACGGUUAUUAAGCAGCGAAAGGAGUUGGCAGAAUCGGCGAACGAGUUUGGAAACUCACUACAUGCUCUUUCAGCUGUGGAGUUGAGCAAUAAUCUUUCCUCGCCUUUGGCUUCUUUAGCAGACCUGCAAAUACGGCUGAGGGAGCUGUAUGACCGUCAAGCGCAACAGGAUGUGCUUACCCUUGGAAUCACAGUUGACGAAUAUAUUCGACUGAUAGGGUCUGUGAAGUUGGCUUUCCAGCAGCGACAAAAGGCUUUCCAUUCAUGGCAUGCGGCGGAAUCAGAGACGCAGAAGAAGAGGUCCACUUAUGAGAAGUUGCAGAGGCAAGGAAAGACACAAGGUGAUAGGUUGAAUCAAAUGCAGGCUGAAGUUGCAGAUUCGGAGAAGAAGCUGCACCAAGCGAGAGUUUUGUUCGAUGAGAUGGGCAGGUUGAUGAAGAACGAAUUGGAGAGAUUUGAGAAGGAGAAGGUGGAGGAUUUUAAGAGUGGGGUUGAGACAUUCCUGGAGAGUGCGGUGGAGGCGCAGAAGGAGGUUAUUGAGUUAUGGGAGACGUAUCUACUUCAAUUGGACAGGGAGAUCGCAGAGGAUGAGAGUUUGGCGGAGGUAAAGAACCUUAGGAUCGAUGCGCAGGAGAACAUUCCUACGUCACCAGCGACUCCGGAUACAGCAGCGGCGACAGCGUCUGAAGAGCAGUGA